Molecule: messenger RNA, 1765 nt
Organism: Nematocida parisii ERTm1
Lineage: Eukaryota; Fungi; Microsporidia
Exons: 1
Coding region: 1-1764 (587 amino acids)
Molecular function (GO): RNA binding
Source: RefSeq, a predicted model, not a curated record
AUGCUUCUCUCUUCCCCAAUGGCGGAAUACUCGCUUAAAGAAACGCACACUUUUGAGUUUUUUCUUUUUCUAACAGACGCCUCCGAGCGGCAGUUGAUUAAAUUCGUUAAUGACUUGGAGAAAAAACUGCUGCAAAUAGCAAAGCUCUCAUACCGCAGGAUUAAGGACUCUGGCACUAAAAUUUCAAUUAGCACUUUCUCUGGGGAGUACUUGGAAAUCAUCCUUACAGAAAUAUCAAGUGCGUAUAACAUAUCUAUCUGUACGUCACUGCCGCCGUAUCUGCUCAGUAACAAGAACAACCUUCUUAUGGAGUUUGACCAGAUAUCCUCCUGGAAUAACACAGCCAUUCACUACAACUUCUUAAAGUCGCACUUCACAGUGACCAUAACAGGAAAUGAGAAGAAAGUCUUUAAAACAAGGACUGAGAUGUACAAGCUCAUUGAAAAGAUGCACGGCCGUGCACCUUCCUUAAUAAACACACCUGUUCAUGCUGCGGAUAUUCUGGCCAGUGGUGGACACGUCUAUUUUGAAAGUAAAAUACUUUGCAGUAAUGCUCUUCUUGCAGCUGCCUCCUCUGAGUACAUAAGUGCUUCAAAGCCAAAGACUCCCGUAUUUAAGAAAGAUUUAGUAGUUGACAAAGUGUCUCUGCUAUACUCGCUAACUUACAUGCGGCUCUCUAUUGAAGAUAUUCUUGUGAAGAAUGAAACGUACAUAACGAACAUUUCAUAUUUAAACUCUACGGCAUCUAUUGAGAUGACUGGAUUCUGUAAGAAACUGUUGAAAGAUGCGGUCUCUGAGAUGGAAAUGCUCUUUAUAUCAAUUAUAACCUUGAAAAUUCAAAGGAUUGACCCGUACACCACGGCAAAAGUGUUUUUGUUUAAUCUGCCUGGUUAUAUUCUUGUUGUGGGCGAGGCAUGCGAAGUAAAAAAGAUUCUUCGUGAGAUAGACAUGCAGUGCGAAAUUUCUGUUUUAAUACCUCCAGCAAUUGAAGAAUUCAUCUGUGGAAAGAAAAAUGGCAAGUUAAACAAAGUCGCCAGAGAGAGUGACUGUAACCUAACAAUACGAAAGGACGCAAUGAUUUCUGUGUUAAUACAGGGCGGGUCGCAUAAUGCUGAAUUCUCCCUAAGCAUGAUAGAGGAUGAACUUCCAACGGAGCACUCCUUCUACCUCCAUGAAAAGCACCAUAAGAGAAUUAUUGGGUACGGCGGAAAAUCAAUUCAGAGGUUAAUGAAGAAGAAUGGAGUCUACAUUAAAUUUGACAGUACAACAGAAGCAGGACACAAUGUAAUCAUACGAACACCAACGAAGAACAAAGAGUCUCUAUACAAAAUGUAUAAAGACGUGAUGGAACUUGCCGGAGAGACUCCUUAUAUGAUGCAUGGGGCCUGGCACCCUCUUUCAUUCUCUGAUUUCUAUGCUUUAGGCGCACAGAGGUUCAGAUUUAGAAUAAAUCUAAUUGAGGUUUUUACACAGGAGCCAGUUGAUAUCCAGUACUACUUAGCAGAACUGCGGGCAUCAGAGAAAAAAAGAGCCAUUUACACCAUAGGAGAUAAAUCUGUCAUUGCAUCUGACACGCAUAUUAGUGAGUCAGAGCUAAUUACCACGGAAACAUGGGCUAGUGCAAACUCUGCAUCUACUUACUUCUCAUGGAAGUAUGAAGAGCCCCUUUUCUGCGAUAAACUCAUCUGGGGAAAGCAUUGGAGAGAAAAGGGCUUUUCAGACUCUUGGAAUAGCACGCCCUGGAAAAGUAGUUUCACAGAAUAAG